Molecule: messenger RNA, 1752 nt
Organism: Cryptomeria japonica (Japanese cedar)
Lineage: Eukaryota; Viridiplantae; Streptophyta; Pinopsida; Cupressales; Cupressaceae
Product: L-lactate dehydrogenase B
Exons: 1
Coding region: 340-1389 (349 amino acids)
Biological process (GO): carboxylic acid metabolic process
Cellular component (GO): cytoplasm
Molecular function (GO): L-lactate dehydrogenase (NAD+) activity
Source: RefSeq, a predicted model, not a curated record
CCAAAUUCUGCUAAAGUCGCUCAUAUAUAAUAGUAAUUAAGUUGUCGUCGCAUCGUUUGGUAAAAGCGGUUUUGAGCAAACUGGGGGAGAAAAGGCGGAAUUAGCAGAAAAAGUCUGUGUGCACCGGUUGGCUAUGGAGGGUACAAUAUUCUGCAGUCUAUAGCACGAACAUCUAGAAGGAAAGGCAAAGAAGCAGAGAGGAAAGCGAGAUUUGGCGGUUUGGAGGGUUUGUUUCAAUGGCUGUUUGAGGAUGAAGUGCGCCUAUAUUAGUUGAUUCAUCUGGCAGAACAAAUCAAAUCAGAGAGAGAGAGAGAGAUUUCAAGUGCCCUGAGAAAAAAGAUGGAGAAGGGAAAGAGAAGCACGAGCUACGGCGAUUUGGGGAUAAACAUAGCCGGGAGCUUCUUCAAGUCGAUAGAAGGCGUCGGACCCCUUUCACCCAGCACACGAAACACAAAGGUCACUGUUGUGGGCGUCGGAAAUGUAGGGAUGGCCAUCGCCCAAACCAUUCUUACACAGGAGCUAACAAAUGAGCUGGUAUUGAUAGACAUUCAGGCGGAAAAGCUAAGGGGGGAGAUGCUGGACCUGCAACACGCCGCCGCCUUUCUUCCUCGCACCAAGAUCGUGGCCGAUACGGACUAUGCUGUCUCUGCUGGGUCGGAUCUGUGUAUUAUCACCGCAGGGGCUCGGCAGCGCGAUGGGGAAUCGCGGUUGGGACUGGUGGAGCGCAAUCUCCACCUGUUCAAAAGCAUUGUGCCCCAGGUCGUUAAAUACAGCCCUAAUUCCAUCCUUCUGGUGGUGUCGAACCCUGUGGAUGUUUUGACCUACAUUACCUGGAAGCUUUCGGGAUUCCCGUCGAACAGAGUGAUUGGGAGUGGCACUAAUCUGGAUUCAUCGCGCUUUCGCUUCAUGAUCGCCGACCACCUGGAUGUGAACGCGCAGGAUGUGCAGGCGUUCAUGAUUGGCGAGCAUGGUGAUAGCUCUGUGGCGCUCUGGUCCUCCAUCAGUGUGGGAGGGAUGCCCGUCCUGAGCUUCCUGGAUAAGAAUCAGAUUCCCUAUGAGAAGCACCAUCUUGAGGCCAUUCACCACACUGUUGUAAAUAGCGCCUAUGAGGUCAUUAAACUUAAGGGCUAUACUUCCUGGGCUAUUGGGUACUCGGCGGCUAAUCUGGCCAAGAGUUUGCUGCGUAAUCAGAGAAGGAUCCAUCCGGUUUCUGUUCUGGCCAAGGGUUUUCAUGGAAUAGAAGAAGAGGUCUUUCUUAGCCUGCCUGCGCAGCUGGGCAGAGGAGGUGUGCUCGGUGUCGUUAAUAUCCAUUUGACAGAGGAGGAGAGCCUUAGUCUCAUGAAGUCCGCCCGGGCCAUUCUGGAUGUUCAACAGCGCCUUUCUAUUUGACAGUUUCUAUGUUCCUACGCCUUUUUGCUUUGUUGGUACAUGGUUUUUUAAGCCCCUGCAUACAUACAGGGUUUCGCAAUCCUAUUAUAUAGUUAGCCCAUAAGCUUAUUAUUGGCAGAAUAGCUGCGGAAGAUUCGACAGUAGCCCUUUUUGUCGGAUAUUUUGGCUGUGGCCCCUCUUUAAUUUUGAGUAUCGCCCCUUAUCCACGCCGCCAUGGAACUAUUGCAGACUAGGAUUAGUCUGCACCUCACAGGUUUGUUUGUCAGCUAAUGGAUGCAAGGUACAAUGGACAAAAUUGUGGUCGAAAUACUUAAUUUGUGACUUUUACACGGCAUAAUAUUUUAUUUUGGGCUUGUUUAUAUA